Messenger RNA from Chinchilla lanigera (long-tailed chinchilla), 2406 nucleotides. RefSeq names its product KIAA0930 ortholog. The record is from RefSeq and is a predicted model, not a curated record. NCBI's taxonomy places the organism in Eukaryota, Metazoa, Chordata, Mammalia, Rodentia, Chinchillidae.
CCCGCGGAGGCCGAGGAGCGCUCGCUGCAGCACAUGCUGCGCGCCAUCGCGGAGGAGCGCGGCCGCCUGAGCCUGCGGCGCGAGGUCUGCGGCCUCGGCUGCCUCAAGGAUGACCGCAUCGUCUUCUGGACGUGGAUGUUCUCCACCUACUUCAUGGAGAAAUGGGCCCCCCGGCAGGAUGACAUGCUGUUCUACGUUCGCCGGAAGCUGGCCUACACGGGUAGCGAGAGCAGCGUGGAUGGGAGGAAGCUGCCCGAGGCGGAGCCCGAGGUGGAGGUGGAGGUGUACCGGCGUGACUCCAAGAAGCUGCCGGGCCUGGGAGACCCCGACAUCGACUGGGAGGAGAGCGUGUGCCUGAACCUCAUCCUGCAGAAGCUGGACUACAUGGUGACCUGUGCCGUGUGCACACGCGCCGACGGGGGUGACAUCCACAUCCAUAAGAAGAAGUCACAGCAAGUGUUUGCCUCGCCUAGCAAGCACCCCAUGGACAGCAAAGGGGAAGAGUCCAAGAUGAGUUACCCCAACAUCUUCUUUAUGAUCGAUAGCUUUGAGGAGGUGUUCAGCGACAUGACUGUGGGGGAGGGAGAGAUGGUCUGCGUGGAGCUGGUGGCCAGUGACAAAACCAACACAUUCCAAGGGGUCAUCUUCCAGGGCUCCAUCCGCUACGAGGCGCUCAAGAAGGUUUAUGACAACCGAGUGAGCGUGGCUGCGCGCAUGGCCCAGAAGAUGUCGUUCGGCUUCUACAAGUACAACAACAUGGAGUUCGUGCGCAUGAAGGGGCCCCAGGGCAAGGGCCACGCCGAGAUGGCCGUCAGCCGCGUGUCCACUGGCGACACGUCCCCCUGCGGCACCGAGGAGGACUCCAGCCCGGCCUCGCCCAUGCACGAGCGGGUGACCUCCUUCAGCACGCCCCCCACGCCCGAGCGGAACAGCCGGCCCGCCUUCUUCUCCCCCUCCCUCAAGAGGAAGGUGCCCCGCAACCGCAUCGCCGAGAUGAAGAAGUCACACUCGGCCAAUGACAGCGAGGAGUUCUUCCGGGAGGAAGAUGGCGGAGCCGACCUGCACAAUGCCACCAACCUGCGCUCCCGCUCCCUGUCUGGCACGGGGAGGUCCCUGGUUGGGUCCUGGCUGAAGCUGAACAGAGCUGAUGGAAACUUCCUUCUCUAUGCACACUUGACCUACGUCACUUUGCCGCUGCAUCGGAUCUUAACAGACAUCCUGGAGGUACGGCAGAAGCCCAUCCUGAUGACCUAGUGUGGCAGAGCCACACGGAGCCCUGGCCCUGAGGCCUGGGGACUGCUGCCAAGUGCCUACCUGUCACCGCCACCGGGGUCUUCUGUGACAACCAGCGCCAGGGCUGCAGCCAGGCGGGGCCGCUCGACUCCGGGGCCAGGGCCGAUCCACAAACACCAGCCCAAACUGAAGUGCCUCGUCCUCCUCCCCGCUGGCUCUGCUCCUGCCCUGCACCCUGCCCUCACUCCUGCCUGUCUCCGGAGCACCCUCCGCACCUAGACAGGGCCAGGGACACCAGGAGGCCACAGACAGCAAAAGACAGCCGGAUCCUGGCCACAGGCCAUGUCCCAACCCGACAGCAGGUGGACGCUGCCCAGCCAGGCGCCCUGUGAGUCAGACUGGCCGGGCUUCCUUCCAAGGCCCCGGGCAGGUUUCAUGACUUGGUACCCUGAACUCCAGCGUCCAUCCUCCCCUCGACACACGUUGUCACAGCAGGCUCCCCAGGGAGUGGGAGAUAUGACGUAUUCAUCGGCUUUGCCCUGGGCUGGGAAUACCUCGCCCUGUGCCCAGUUCCAGAACCUUCUCUAGCUGAGCAGACAACCUAGACCCCCCCAGAUUGGCCUUCGCUUCCAGCCAAAGAACAUCGCCAACACACAUGCCUCCACCCGGGGCCAUUGGCUCCGGGCCUUAGCUGGAGGGACCUGCAGAACUGGGUCCUCAGGCCAGGUGGGAGAGCUUGGUAGCCAGGGUGUCUGAGCGGCUGGGGUUGGCAUCCUGCUGCCCCCCCGCCAGCAGACGGCAUCUUCUGGGCGAGGGGCUGUACAGUCCCCUUGCCCAGUUCCUGCCACCAGCGUGCUGGGCUCAUCACAGGCCACCCCCUUGCAGCCAGAGCUGUUUAUGCGCAUGCGUGGCUGCAGCCUGGUCUCCCCAGUACCUGGAGCCUCCCCUGCCCACCUGGGAGUUGACUAUAAGCUUCGUCUCUCUGUUGCUGUUCUGGUUCGAGGCCCUUGGCCCCCUGGAGGGCUCCGGGUAAAUGUGUGGAGACCUCUUGUCAGUAGGAGAGAGCAGCUAUUCUCCCAUCUGUUUCCAUUCUGUGAGCUCUGGGGACAGGACUACUUUGGGGCUUUCUCCAGAUUUUGUAUGUUGUUAUUAAAAGCGAGCUAUUGCAUUUCA